CCGGGGCUGGCGGCUGGCCUUUUAUUAUGCGCCGUUCCCCCAACGCUCAUCUUUUCUCUUUUUCUUCUUCACCACCUUCUUCUAUCCUCUCCAGGUUCGCAUUCACACUCUUUUCUGCUCCUUUUGGACAGUCGUUCUUUGAGCUCUGCUCUCUGUCAUUCUUUAUCCACUUUCUUUGAUACUUGCGUGCCUGGGGCAUCGAACUCAUCCCCUACUACAACAAUAACAGUCCUUUUAUAUACUCGAUACGAAACACAAUGCAGCUUAAAAACUCCCUCGUCCUGUUCACAGCAUUGACCGCUGCCACCGCCAGCGCACGUCUGCACGGCCACGAGCGACGUCAUCAUCAUGAUAAGCGUGCGGUCGCUACCACCACGACUUCCGACGUCGCGUCCGUUUCUGCCGUCCCCACCUCCGACUCGUCCUCGUCCCCCUCCGUCGAAUGGUUCAACCACCCAUCCAACGGCCAGUACACCCGUAAAGGCUUUGGCGGCAAGACCUCCUCCAGCGGCGGCGGCGGCACCAUCUUCUAUGCCGGUAACGUCGGUGACCCGUGGGGUAGCAACAUCAUCGAAGUGUCCGCCCAGGACGCCUCUCAGUACAAGCACGUCGUCGAGUUUGAGGGCAGCAACUCCCAGGCCUGGACUGUCGUUUUCUGGAACAAGAUUGGCCCCGAUGGAAAGCUUACCGGCUGGUACGGCAACGAUGCUCUCAAGUUCACCCUCGAGCCCGGUCAGGUCCGCUAUGUUGCCUUUGACGACGAUACCCAGGGUGGCUGGGCUGCCGCUCAGGGUGAGGACAUCCCCAAGGACUCGUUCGGUGGCUACAGUUCCACAUGGGGUGAGUUUGAUUUCUCGAGCUCUACCAACAACGGCUGGUCCGGCUGGGAUGUUUCCGCUAUCCAGGCCCAGGCCGCCAAGCAGGCCGUCCAGGGUAUGAAGAUCUGCACCCAUGACAACCAGAAGUGCUCCACCAUUACCGGCAACGCUGCCAACGUGGUCAACGCCUACACCGAGGCCCUCAAGGCCGUCAACGGCAUUGGUGGUAACGAGCAGAGUGGUGCCGUUCGUCUCUCCGCGAAGCUUGACUUUAACGAGUAAAUGCUUGUUUCUUUUUGAUUUAAUUUUAGAGCUGUCUUUGUUUGCUAUUUGCGUCUUUCCUUUCUUCUGCAAAUUAUUCGGAUCUCUUGUGGAGGGUUGCGGUUUCGUGCCGGUGCCAGUCCUUUAUGUGGUUUCUUUGUAAAUACCUUUAUACCACUGUCUGUAUUCAUUUUAUUGGUCUUCCAUCUUCAGCUUGGAGUGUAAUUCUUUAUUCUGAUAAAUUUGAAAGCACUGCAAGCCGGACG
Messenger RNA from Aspergillus ruber CBS 135680, 1345 nucleotides. RefSeq names its product allergen Asp F4 (gene aspf4). NCBI's taxonomy places the organism in Eukaryota, Fungi, Ascomycota, Eurotiomycetes, Eurotiales, Aspergillaceae. The record is from RefSeq and is a predicted model, not a curated record. Gene Ontology annotation, molecular function: IgE binding. The transcript is spliced from 2 exons. Gene Ontology annotation, cellular component: extracellular region. Bases 258 to 1100 code for a protein of 280 amino acids.